GCGGUUUUCUUCAGUUCUCGCGUGGGAGGCCGCUUAUGCUCUGCGCUUUUCUGGGGCCAGUUCCUCACCACGAGGGAGCGACCGCAUCAAGAGAAGUUUAAACUGUUAAAUCCUCAGGGAGCAAAUAUUUACAUUUACCCAGCGGAAAAUGUUAUGCCCAGGAGCUACUGCGCGAUUAUGUCGGAGUCAGGUCCGAUAGGUGGUGUGUGAACAUCUGAAGGUCGGAGGUCCUGACGCUCUUCUUCCUGUCUGUUGGCACGUCUUCAGAGUUGUCCGCAUUUUUCCAAGACAGCAGAAAAUGAACAAAUCCCAGAAAUUCCAGGGAUCAGUAUCAUUUAAGGAUGUGACUGUGGGCUUCACCCAGGAAGAGUGGCAGCGCCUGGACCCAGCCCAGAGGUCCUUGUAUAGAGAUGUGAUGCUGGAGAACUACAGUAACCUUGUCUCACUGGGGUAUUGUGUUACCAAACCAGAGGUGAUCUUCAGGCUAGAGCAAGGAGAGGAGCCAUGGAUAUUGGAGGAAGAAUUCCCAAGCCAGAGCUUCCCAGAAAUCUGGAAAACUGAUCACAAGAAAGAAAGGAGCCACGAAAACCAGCCGAAACAUGUGUGGGAAGUUGCAUUCAUCAAUAAUAAAAUGCUAACUGAAGAACGAGGUAACGUAGUAGGAAAACCACAUAACUUGGACACAAAUUCUUUUCCUUCCAGAAAAACCCUCUGUCAGUGUGACUCAUGUGGAGUGAGUUUCAACUGUAUUUCAGAAUUGUUUAUCAAUAAGAAAAACUAUUUAGGAAAAAAGACUGAUGAAUUUAAUGCCUGUGGAAAAUUGCUACUCAGUAUUAAACACGAGAAAACUCAUACUAGAGAGAAAAGUGAAUUUUUUAAAAAUGGGAAAACUUUCAGUCAUGAUGAGGACCCUGUUCAUCAUGAGAAGAUUCAAACUUUAGAGCAAAAUUUUGAUCAUAACAUUUAUCAAGAAACCUUCCUUGAAAAGGCAAUAUUCAGUACAUACAAGAAAGAGAUUGCAGAAGGGAAUGACUGUGAAUGUAAUGAAUAUGGGAGAACCUUCUUUGAUAAAUCCUUCUUAUUCCAUCAGAUAAAUUCCUCAAAGGAAAAUCACUAUGGAUUUAGUGGUUGUGGAAAAUCCUUACGUGUGAAGUCUACCCUUUUGAAACAUCAUGGGGCACAUAUGAAACACUAUGAAUGUAAUGAAAGUGGGAAUAAUUUUAGGAGGAAUUUAUGCCUUUCACAACUUAAAACUCAUAAAGGAGAAAAACACUUUGAAUGUAAUGAAUGUGGGAGAGCGUUUUGGGAGAAAUCCCACCUCACUCGACAUCAGAGGAUACACACAGGAGAGAAACGCUUUCAGUGUAAUGAAUGUGGAAAAACUUUCUGGGAGAAGUCAAACCUCACUAAACAUCAGAGGUCACACACAGGGGAGAAACCCUAUGUGUGCAGUGAAUGUGGGAAAGCCUUCAGCCACAAGUCAGCCCUCACGUUACACCAGAGAACACAUACAGGGGAGAAACCCUAUCAGUGUAAUGCAUGUGGGAAAACGUUUUACCAGAAGUCAGACCUCACUAAACACCAGAGAACACACACAGGGCUGAAACCCUAUGAAUGCUAUGAAUGUGGGAAAUCCUUCUGUAUGAAUUCACACCUUACAGUGCAUCAGAGAACUCAUACAGGUGAGAAACCCUUUGAAUGUCCUGACUGUGGGAAAUCUUUCUGUCAGAAGUCACACCUUACACAACAUCAGAGAACUCACAUAGGGGAUAAACCCUACGAAUGUAAUGCAUGUGGGAAAACUUUCUACCACAAGUCAGUACUCACCAGGCAUCAGAUCAUUCAUACAGGGUUGAAACCUUACGAAUGUUAUGAAUGUGGGAAAACCUUCUGCUUGAAGUCUGACCUCACAGUACAUCAGAGAACUCACACAGGGGAGAAGCCCUUUGCAUGUCCUGAAUGUGGGAAAUUCUUCAGCCAUAAGUCUACCCUCUCUCAACAUUAUAGGACUCAUACAGGGGAGAAGCCCUUUGAAUGUCACGAAUGUGGGAAAAUCUUCUAUAAUAAAUCAUACCUAACUAAACAUAAUAGAACACACACAGGGGAGAAACCCUAUGAGUGUAACGAAUGUGGGAAAACCUUCUGCCAGAAGUCUCAGCUCACUCAGCACCAGAGAAUUCACAUAGGUGAGAAACCCUAUGAGUGUAAUGAAUGUGGAAAGGCUUUCUGUCAUAAGUCAGCCUUAAUUGUCCACCAGAGAACUCAUACAGAAGAAAAGCCCUAUAAAUGUAAUGAAUGUGGAAAAUCUUUCUGUGUGAAGUCAGGACUUAUUUUACAUCAGAGAAAACACACAGGGGAGAAACCCUAUGAAUGUAAUGAAUGUGGAAAAUCCUUCAGUCACAAAUCAUCCCUCACAGUGCAUCACAGGGCUCACACAGGAGAGAAAUCUUGUCAAUGUAAUGAAUGUGGGAAAAUUUUUUACCGUAAAUCGGACCUUGCUAAACAUCAGAGAUCACACACGGGGGAGAAGCCCUAUGAAUGUAACACAUGUGGAAAAACCUUCUCUCAGAAGUCAAACCUCAUUGUACAUCAGAGAACACACGCAGGAGAAAAACCUUAUGAUUGCGACGUGGCGUCAGGGAUCUGGGAAACGGCGUGCGCCGUGGAGGCGGACGCGGGACUCGCUCCGGGCCUUCUGCGCAUGGGCGCUGCGCCCCUCCCGUCUAGUUCGCGUCGGCGGCUGAGGCCUCGCGAGAAGACGGUCCCGGAUGCUCCCGCGGCUGACCGCCCGACCGCGGGGGUCGGCCGAGGCCUCGCUGUACCCUCACGGUUAUCCACACUCUUCCAGGGCCAACAGAAAAUGAUCACAUCCCAGGAAUCCUUGUCAUUCAGGGAUGUGACUGUGGGCUUCACCCAGGAGGAGUGGCAGCACCUGGACCCUGCUCAGAGAACCCUGUACAGGGAUGUGAUGCUGGAGAACUACAGUCACCUUGUCUCAGUGGGUUGUUCCAUUCCUAAACCAGAAGUGAUCCUCAAGUUGGAGCAAGGAGAGGAGCCGUGGAUUUUAGAGGAAGAGAUCCCAAGCCAGAGUAACCCAGAAUUAAUUAAUAACAGUAGAAACUAUUCAAGAAAGAAGUUCAAUGAGUUUAACAAAGGUAGAAAUGGGCUCCUUAAUGAUAAAUAUGAAAGAAUUCAUUCUGAAGAGAAACUUUAUGAAUAUAAUAAAAAUGGCUUCCACCGUAAUGACGACUUUGUUCACCAUCAGAAAAUUCAAAUUUUGGAGCAACCUUUUGAAUACAGUGAAUGUAGGAAAGCUUUCCAUGAGAAUUCACUCUUUGUUGUACAUAAGAAAGCUUACACAGGGAAGAAUACCUGUGAAUACACUGAAUAUGGGAAGAUCUUCUGUGAUAUGUCAUCUCUUAUUGCUCAUCAGAGAACACAUCCAAGAGAGAAUCACUGUGAAUUUAAUGAAUAUGGAGAAAACUUCUUUGAGGAAUCCAUUCUCUUUGAGCAUCAGAGUGUUCAGCCUUUCAGCCAGAAGUCAAACCUCAUUCCAAUUCAGAGAACCCACUCAAUUGACAAUAUACUUGAAUAUAAUGAAUGUGGAACAUUUUUUAGUGAAAAGUUAGUCUUUGGUGUACAGCAGAGAACACACACAGGAGAAAAACCUUAUGAAUGUCAUGAAUGUGGAAAAACCUUCAACCAGAAGUCAGCCCACACAAGACAUCAGAGAACACACACCGGGGAAAAAUCUUGUGAAUGUCAUGAAUGUGGGAAAACUUUCUACAAGAAUUCAGACCUCAUUAAACACCAGAGAAUUCACACAGGGGAGAAACCUUUUGAAUGUCAGGAAUGUGGGAAAUCCUUCAGUGAAAAGUCUACCCUCACUCAACAUCGGAGAACACACACAGGGGAGAAACCAUAUGAGUGUUGUGAAUGUGGGAAAGCCUUCUCAUUUAAGUCCGUCCUUACUGUACAUCAAAAAACACACACAGGGGAGAAGCCCUAUGAAUGUUAUGAAUGUAGGAAGGCCUUUCUCAGAAAAUCAGACCUCAUUAAACAUCAAAGAACUCACACAGGGGAAAAACCUUAUGAAUGUCAUGAAUGUGGGAAAUCCUUCUCUGAGAAGUCAACUCUUACCAAACAUCUGAGAACUCACACGGGUGAGAAACCCUAUGAAUGUAUUGAAUGUGGAAAAUUUUUCUGCUACUACUCGGGUUUCACAGAACAUCAGAGAAGACACACAGGGGAGAAACCUUUUGGAUGUAAUGAAUGUGGGAAAAAUUUCCGUCAGAAGUCAGCCCUAAUUGUUCAUCAGAGAACUCACAUAAGACAGAAACCUUAUGAAUGUAAUGAAUGUGGAAAAUCAUUCUGUGUAAAGUCAAAACUCAUUGCACAUCAUAGAACACACACGGGGGAAAAACCCUAUGAAUGUAAUGUUUGUGGAAAAUCAUUCUAUGUGAAGUCUAAACUCACGGUACAUCAACGAACACAUUUGGGGAGAAACCCUAUAAAUGUAAUAAAUGAGGGAAAUCACUCUGGGUGAAGUCAAGAGUUUAUAGAAAAAGAACAAAAAUGGGGAGAAAAAUCCAUUGAUAACAAUGAUUGUGAGAACAUCUUUGGUCUAAAGUCAGUUCUCACAAUAUAGCAGAGAACUUACAGAGGGGAGAGAAUGAUAUGAAGCUGUGGAAUAUAGAAAACUUCUGUGCUGGGAUUGGACCCAUACUCAGUGGAGAAAACCUAUUGGUGAAUGAAUAUAGGGAACCUUUUGCCCAAAGCCACACCUCACUAAACAUCAAAGAAAACAAAUAAGUUAGAAACAUCUAUCAGCAUUUGUAGGGUAGAGAAGACUUUAUCCAUGGGCCUUAGAAAAUGCACAAAUUAUAGGAAACUCUAGGAAAGCAUUUAGUCUGAGGUGAUGACUUGUGUGAAGUGCUUGAAGUAGUAUCUGGUCGAUGUUGGAAAUCACUAGAGAAAAUAUUUUCAAUAUGUGGAAGCUUUAAGUUAAAUCUAAGCUUAUACAUCAGAGGUUUUGAAGGUUUUCUAGCCAUUUAGGAAAUGUGGAGAACGUUUUCAUUUAGAAAUAGUGUUUUCUUUUUGUAAAGAUACACUUUGGCCCCUUGCCAGUCCGUUGUUCCCCUCUGUUUAAGGUAUUAGAUGUGAAAACACACCACACUGGGAGCACAGUUGUAAGCACGUCAGAGGUUUAUUGCUCAGGCAUAUGCAGAAAAAGAGAAGAUUUUUAGCAAGAGGACCCACCAACAGGACUUUCUGAUGUCCAGGUAAAAGAGAGAGGUUUUGGAUCUGGUGACACAUGUAGGAGUAGCUUGCCAGCAGGAUGUUUUAGUAAUUCUGGGAUAGAUUGAUUUUGAGUGGCUCAUCCUGGAAUAGUGGAUCCAAGGGGAAAGGUGAGUUGCUAUGCAUGCAACAUAGUGAAUGUAGGAAAAGUGAGUGUGGAGCAUAGGUGGUUUCUUUCCUGGCAAGUGUCAUCCUGUUGUGAGUGACUUACUGUACCCAACUCUAUUUCUCCACGUACUUAACACCUUUCAUAUGUGAUGUAACAAUUUCAAAAAACAAACAUUUAGGGCGCCUGGGUGGCUCAGUUGGUUA
Messenger RNA from Callorhinus ursinus (northern fur seal), 5610 nucleotides. NCBI's taxonomy places the organism in Eukaryota, Metazoa, Chordata, Mammalia, Carnivora, Otariidae. The record is from RefSeq and is a predicted model, not a curated record.